This is a messenger RNA of Mastomys coucha (southern multimammate mouse), 9546 nucleotides long. RefSeq names its product HECT, C2 and WW domain containing E3 ubiquitin protein ligase 1 (gene Hecw1). Gene Ontology annotation, biological process: regulation of dendrite morphogenesis. The transcript is spliced from 29 exons. The coding region runs from base 441 to 5258 and encodes 1605 amino acids. NCBI's taxonomy places the organism in Eukaryota, Metazoa, Chordata, Mammalia, Rodentia, Muridae. Gene Ontology annotation, molecular function: protein binding; ubiquitin-protein transferase activity. The record is from RefSeq and is a predicted model, not a curated record.
GGCGGAGCACAGCUACAGAGAGCAAGCCUGGCUCCUGGUUGGUUCUCAAGUCUGGUUCCCACAGAGGAGCAGGCAGGAAGGGAGGGGAUGCGGUAGGGAGGAUAAAGCAAUAAAGUGUGCUGCGUUGCCACGCACCGGGAGUCCUUGCUUGAGCUGCAACACCACACGACUCUGACCCAGAAGACCCCCUCCUGGCUUGCACAGGUCCACCAGCCACGAGCUGCCGCGGCGGCUCUGACAGUAGUUGGCUCAGGAUACGAAGCAGCCAGAGCAAGGCAAAAGAAGCUGAUCGCCCAGGACUAGAAACCAGGUCCUCAAUGCCUGGCACCUAUGCAAACUGCGUGCGACCCCCGGUUCUAACCUGCGUGCGGUCCGGAGCAUGAUCUGUGCCCAGUUGGAGGCUGCCAAGGAAUUGAUGCGCAUACACGUGGUGGUUCAUUAUGCUGCUGCACCUGUGUAGUGUGAAGAAUCUGUACCAGAGCAGGUUUUUAGGCCUGGCCGCCAUGGCGUCUCCAUCUAGAAACUCCCAGAGCCGACGCCGGUGCAAAGAGCCCCUCCGGUACAGCUAUAACCCAGACCAGUUCCACAACAUAGACAUCAGAAAUGGUGCCCAUGAUGGCAUCACUACCAUCCCUCGCUCCACCAGUGACACUGACCUGGUCACUUCAGACAGCCGCUCUACGCUCAUGGUCAGCAGUUCCUACUAUUCUAUAGGGCACUCCCAGGAUUUGGUGAUCCACUGGGACAUCAAGGAAGAAGUGGAUGCUGGAGACUGGAUUGGCAUGUACCUCAUUGGUGAAGUCUCAUCUGAAAACUUUCUGGAUUAUAAGAACCGUGGAGUCAAUGGUUCUCACAGAGGACAGAUCAUUUGGAAGAUUGAUGCCAGCUCUUACUUUGUGGAAUCUGAAACUAAGAUCUGCUUCAAAUACUACCAUGGAGUAAGUGGGGCCCUGCGAGCUACAACCCCCAGUGUCACUGUCAAGAACUCGGCAGCCCCUAUUUUUAAAGGUAUUGGCUCUGAAGAGACUGUUCAAAGUCAAGGAAGCAGGAGGUUGAUCAGCUUCUCUCUCUCAGAUUUCCAGGCCAUGGGAUUGAAGAAAGGGAUGUUUUUCAACCCAGACCCUUAUCUGAAGAUUUCCAUUCAACCCGGGAAACAUAGCAUCUUCCCAGCCCUCCCUCAUCAUGGGCAGGAAAGGAGAUCCACGAUCAUAGGCAACACUGUAAACCCCAUCUGGCAGGCAGAGCAUUUCAGUUUCGUCUCUCUGCCAACUGAUGUGCUGGAAAUUGAAGUGAAGGACAAGUUUGCCAAGAGUCGUCCCAUCAUCAAACGUUUCUUGGGAAAGCUGUCAAUGCCUGUUCAGAGGCUGCUGGAGAGACAUGCCAUAGGGGAUAGGGUGGUCAGCUACACACUUGGCCGCCGACUUCCAACUGACCACGUGAGUGGACAGCUGCAAUUCCGAUUUGAGAUCACAUCCUCCAUCCACGCAGAUGAUGAAGAGAUCUCUCUGAGUGCUGAGCCUGAGUCAACAGAAGUGCAAGACAGUGUCAUGAAUAGUGUGGUGGAAAACAGUAAUGGAGAGCCUUCUGGUGAUGCUGCAGAAUUCUGUAAGGACUUAAAGCCAGAGUCACCAAGUGAAGAGAAUGGAGUAAACAGCUCAGAAAACCAAAACCAGGAGCAUGCUGGGCCAGUUGAGGAAGCUGCAGGUACUACGGAGACCAGAGAUGGUAGCAAGUUCUCUGAAGGACCCGAAGAGCCUGGGGAGUUUCAGGACCCAGAACAACAUGAUACCCAGCCCACUCUGAGUGCAGAAGAAGUGGCAGAGGGACUUCCCCUGGAUGAGGAUUGGCCACCCUCACUGUUGCCAGAAGAGAGUACAGCUCUAGGCAGCAAGGUAGAAGAGGAAACAGUGCCAGAAAAUGGAGCCAGAGAGGAAGAGAUGCAGGAGAAGGGGAAAGAUGAGGAGGAGGAGGAAGAGAAUGUUUCUACCCUGGAGCAAGGAGAGCCUGGAGGACUGGAGCUGAGGGUCCCUGUGAGAAAAAAAAGCAGACCAUGUUCCCUACCUGUAUCCGAGCUUGAGACAGUGAUUGCAUCUGCCUGUGGAGACGCUGAGACCCCAAGAACCCAUUACAUCCGCAUCCACACCCUGCUGCACAGCAUGCCCUCGGCCCAGAGAGGAAGCACCACAGAGGAGGAAGAUGGCUUGGAGGAAGAAUCCACCCUCAAAGAGUCCUCUGAAAAGGAUGGGCUCAGCGAGGUGGACACAAUAGCUGCUGACCCACAGUCCAUGGAAGAUGGCGAGAACGAUGGGGCCACUCUAUGCAUGGCACCCUCUGACUGCUCUGGGGGACAUUUCUCCAGUUUAUCCAAAGGCAUUGGUGCUGGCCAAGAUGGUGAGGCUCACCCCAGCACUGGGAGUGAGAGUGACUCCAGCCCCCAGCAGGGAGCAGACCACAGUUGCGAGGGCUGUGAUGCCUCAUGCUGCAGCCCCUCAUGCUAUAGCACAUCUUGCUACAGCAGCUCUUGUUACAGCAGCUCCUGUUACAGCAGCUCAUGCUACAAUGGCAACAAUCGGUUUGCCAGCCACACACGCUUCUCCUCUGUGGACAGCGCCAAGAUCUCUGAGAGCACAGUCUUUUCUUCACAAGAGGAUGAGGAGGAGGAAAACAGUGCAUUCGAGUCGGUACCUGACUCAGUGCAAAGCCCAGAGCUAGAUCCCGAGUCCACAAAUGGGACUGGGCCUUGGCAGGAUGAACUGGCUGCCCCUGGUGGGAAUACAGCAAGAACUACUGAAGGUCUGGAGUCCCCCAUGGCAGGUCCUAGCAAUAGGAGAGAAGGUGAAUGUCCUAUACUCCAUAAUUCCCAGCCAAUAAGCCAGCUUCCUUCCUUGAGGCCUGAACAUCAUCACUACCCAACAAUCGAUGAGCCUCUUCCACCAAACUGGGAAGCUCGAAUUGACAGCCAUGGACGGGUCUUUUAUGUGGACCAUGUAAAUCGCACAACCACCUGGCAGCGACCAUCAAUGGCCCCUACCCCAGAUGGAAUGAUCAGAUCUGGGUCUGUCCACCAGAUGGAGCAGCUUAACAGAAGGUAUCAAAACAUCCAGAGAACCAUUGCAACAGAGAGACCUGAAGAAGAUGCUGGCAAUCCAAGCUGUGAGCAGAUACCAGACGGAGGAGGAGGAGGUGGUGGGAGUGACUCAGAAGCAGAAUCUUCCCAAUCAAACUUAGAUCUGAGGAGAGAAGGGUCACUUUCUCCUGUCAACUCACAGAAGGUCACCUUGCUGCUGCAGUCUCCAGCGGUCAAGUUCAUCACCAAUCCUGAGUUCUUCACUGUGUUGCAUGCCAAUUAUAGUGCCUACAGGGUUUUUACGAGUAGCACUUGCUUGAAGCAUAUGAUUUUAAAAGUCCGACGAGAUGCUCGCAAUUUUGAGCGCUACCAGCACAACCGGGACCUGGUGAAUUUCAUCAACAUGUUUGCAGAUACUCGGCUGGAACUGCCCCGGGGUUGGGAGAUCAAAACUGAUCAUCAGGGAAAGUCUUUCUUCGUGGACCACAACAGUAGAGCUACUACUUUCAUCGAUCCCCGAAUCCCUCUUCAGAAUGGCCGUCUUCCUAAUCAUCUGACCCACCGACAGCACCUUCAGAGGCUCCGGAGUUACAGUGCUGGAGAGGCCUCAGAAGUCUCUAGAAACAGAGGAGCAUCUUUGCUGGCCAGACCAGGACACAGCCUAAUAGCUGCUAUUCGAAGCCAACAUCAACAUGAGUCCUUGCCACUGGCAUACAAUGACAAGAUUGUGGCAUUUCUUCGCCAGCCAAACAUUUUUGAAAUGCUACAAGAACGUCAGCCAAGCUUGGCAAGAAACCACACACUCAGGGAGAAAAUCCAUUAUAUUCGGACAGAGGGCAAUCAUGGGCUUGAGAAAUUGUCCUGUGAUGCAGAUCUAGUCAUUUUGCUGAGUCUCUUUGAAGAAGAGAUCAUGUCCUAUGUUCCCCUGCAAUCUGCCUUCCACCCUGGAUAUAGCUUCUCUCCCCGCUGUUCACCCUGUUCCUCACCUCAGAACUCCCCAGGUUUACAGAGAGCCAGCGCAAGAGCCCCUUCACCAUACCGAAGGGAUUUUGAAGCUAAGCUCCGCAAUUUCUACCGAAAACUGGAAGCCAAAGGAUUUGGACAGGGUCCAGGUAAAAUUAAGCUCAUCAUCCGUCGAGACCACUUGUUGGAAGGGACCUUCAAUCAGGUGAUGGCAUACUCCCGGAAGGAGCUCCAGAGAAACAAGCUCUACAUCACCUUUGUUGGAGAGGAGGGCCUGGACUACAGUGGCCCUUCUCGAGAGUUCUUUUUCCUGUUGUCUCAGGAGCUCUUCAACCCUUACUAUGGACUCUUUGAGUAUUCUGCAAAUGACACAUAUACAGUGCAGAUCAGUCCCAUGUCGGCAUUUGUAGAAAACUACCUUGAAUGGUUUAGAUUCAGUGGUCGUAUCCUGGGCCUAGCUCUGAUCCAUCAGUACCUGCUGGAUGCUUUCUUCACAAGACCCUUCUAUAAGGGACUCCUGAAGCUGCCAUGUGAUCUGAGUGACCUAGAAUAUUUGGAUGAAGAAUUCCACCAGAGUUUACAGUGGAUGAAGGACAACAACAUCACAGAUAUUCUUGAUCUCACUUUCACUGUUAAUGAAGAAGUUUUUGGACAGGUAACAGAAAGAGAGUUGAAGUCUGGAGGUGCCAACACACAGGUGACUGAGAAGAACAAGAAGGAGUACAUUGAGAGGAUGGUGAAGUGGCGCGUGGAGCGUGGUGUGGUGCAGCAGACGGAGGCAUUGGUCAGAGGUUUCUAUGAGGUUGUAGACUCAAGGCUUGUCUCAGUGUUUGAUGCGAGGGAGCUGGAGCUGGUGAUUGCUGGAACUGCUGAAAUCGACCUGAAUGACUGGAGAAAUAACACUGAGUACCGGGGAGGUUACCACGAUGCCCACCUUGUGAUCCGCUGGUUCUGGGCUGCAGUGGAACGCUUCAAUAACGAGCAGAGACUGAGGCUACUUCAGUUUGUGACAGGAACAUCAAGUGUGCCCUACGAAGGCUUUGCAGCUCUGAGGGGAAGCAAUGGGCUUCGACGUUUCUGCAUAGAAAAGUGGGGGAAGAUUACAUCUCUUCCCAGGGCACACACAUGCUUCAACCGAUUGGAUCUCCCACCAUAUCCUUCAUAUUCCAUGUUGUAUGAAAAGCUGUUAACAGCAGUAGAAGAAACCAGCACCUUUGGACUUGAGUGAAGACAUGGAACCUUUCCUGGCAUUGUCCUGAACAGUGACGCCACCCUGUCUGGGAUGACUUACUCCCCUCCUUUGACUUUGGUAUUCCAUGAUUUUUAUUUCAAAGCAAAUUAGAAUUGGCAAAAGCUGUGCAUGAAGAAUUGCCUUCUUCUAAGAUCUAAUCUUCAGGCUUAUCUCCUCUGUUUCCAAUGAACUGCUAGCCUGUAUGCAAUACUACAAAACAGCUGUCUCAAGGUCUGUGUAUACCUCCACAUACCUCCAUUCCUAACAAUGAAAUAUGAGCGCAAGUUAUGCUACACUUGACGAAAUGGUAAUAAAUGUUUACUUCCAUUUCUAUCAUUUAAAGAUAAUUUGAGCUGUUAAGCAUUCCAUGCUUUUAUAUGCCCAUGUCUUCCAAACAGAACCACCAUUUCUCCUAAUUUCUAGCAACUAUUUCCAGACCUGGGAGCUGACUAAUUUUUUUCCUCUCUAUCUCUACACUUCCUAUUCAUUCUAUCCAAAUGGCACCCAAGGCCAUACAGAAACUUUUUCUUCAUUAAACUCAUGAAUCAUAAGUGGUAUCAGUCCCAUCAGCCAGAACUAGCCUAGACAUAUGGUGCAAAUAUGAAACUUCCAGCAAUUAACAACAGCAAGAAUAAAAAGGUUAUCAGUAAAUCCAAGGGUUAUAUGGACUAUGAACUCAACUUGAGUUCAGAAAAGUGUAGUGGGGAGCACCCUUCGUGAACCCUCACCACCCAAGAAGCACAAACUUGUGUACCAUGUCCAAGGAGGAAAUCCUAAUUGCUGUAGAUUGAAGGAUGAGCCUUUACCUCUAAUGCUGUCACCAUAGAAAGUGAUAAGGCACGCAGGAAAAAGGACAGGACAUACGACACUUACUCCAAUCCAUGAGCUUUGUUUAAUCUGUUCUCACACACAUCGUCCAAAUAAAUCUCAUGGCUUUGCUUGCAGCCACGUUUAUUUACGUGAUAGGCCAGUCUUUUGCUUCUUUUUAGCUUUGAUACUUUUCUCACUCUUUUUUUCCUUUCUUUCCUUUUUUUAAGUCAUGGUGUUCAAAUUUUGUCACAUCUGAUGUUCACAGACACCACAUACAAAGCUGCAGAGCACGAUGGUGCUUGUUAAGGAUCACGGGCAAUAUAAACUUCUCCUUCAUCCAUAGUGAUUCUUCAAAGGCACGCCGACUUGUGUCCACAAAAAAAAAAAAAAUCCAUUUUUUUAAAGCAUUCAGCAAAAUAUUUAAGAAAAUGUGUUUUUAGAAAAACAAUCGCAGGCUCCACAGACAGCCUGGCAUCUUAAGUACAUUUGAGAUAAAUCUAACCAUAAUGGUCAUUUGCUAUUUUUGUAACCAUGUUAUCUGUGUUGUCUGAAAUAUGACAUAAAUGAAAGUGGUUUUUCUUCACUGGGAAAAAGAAAAGCUAAAGAGACUGAACUAUUUAAAUCCUCAUUGUUGUAGUCAACAUAGUAAAAUAAAAGGAAAAGUCUGAAAAUUUAAAGUUAACUGAUGAUGAAGCCAUGCCUCGUGGCUCGGAAGAGCAGUGUGUUUUGUUCCCACACAUUAAAAUAUUUUCUUAGUAAAAAUUAUUCACAAUGCCAAAACACUCUGUGUUCCUGUGUUUCUUUGUUAAGCAAGAAGUAUAUAUGAUACAAACUUAGUUUUCUAUUGCUAUCAAAAAAAUAAGUUUUACUAAAAAUGGGAUGUACGUUGUAUGAAACACAGCUUGAGGGGUGAGUAAAAUUUGGCCCAUAUUUAAGUAUCUGAAAAAUAAUUCCAAAGGAGCUGUUAUUUAUUAAUGAACUCAGAACAAAAGCACUGCUAAAAUCGUUUUCACUAAAUCUUUGUCUUAGAAUAGCAUAUUUAAGAUUCACCUUAUACAUACAUAAAAACUUGCAAAAAAUUCAAGCAUUCAAGUUUUUUAUUACUUACUUGCCAUACAUUGAAAAAGGAGGAUGUUGUUCAAGUGUAGAAAGCUGCUCCUGAAGAACUUUACAAUUUGCAAAAAUGAGGCAAUCUAUUAAAUAGAUUAGUAUAUAGUCUACAAACAUAUAGAAGGAAGAAAUUAUCUUAGAAAUGAAACGUGAAUAAGAAACUCAGAUAAAUGUGGUCUUUAAUUAAUUUUUAGUUAUACUUCUACCCUAAUGAUAGGUUCUACAUGAAUCCCAACAGCAGAAGUAUUUCUAAUAUAUUCUUUUUAAUUAUUUGAAGAUAUUGCAAUAUAUUUCAAUCAUAUUCACCUAACACUUUUCUCCCUAACUACUUCUACAUCCACUCCUCAAUAUUCAAUUCCUUCUCAAUGUCAUGUCAUCUUUUUUUAAUGAUCCAUUGAGUCCAAUUUGUGCUGUCUGUCCAUAUCUUAAAUUAGUGCAAGGUCAUCCCCUGGAAGAUACACAUACACACACACACACACACACACACACACACACACACACACACAUAUAUAUAUAUAUAUAUAUACACACACAUAUAUAUAUACACACACACAUAUAUAUAUAUAUAUACACACACACAUAUAUAUAUAUAUGAUUUCCAUAGCCCGCUGUAGUGGUACACCGUUAUGGCAUUAAAAUGCCUUUAAUCCCAGCACUUGGAAGGCAGAGGCAGACAGAGCUCUGUGAGUUCAAAGCUAGUCUGGUCAACAGAGCAAGUUCCAGGAACAUGCAGAGUUACAUAGUAAGACUCUGUUUUAAAAAAGAAAAAAAAAAAGAAAACAGUGAAAAAAGGAAACUGACUCUUAGCAGCUAUUGGCUAUCAAUAGCUCCUCGGCUAUGGCUGGGGACUUAUGAACCCCUCUUCAUAUAGCAAUAGUAUUCUAAAAAAAUUCAAAAUGUCACCUAUACUGACAUCAAAGUUUCUGAGAGAAUGUAAAGCUUGCUUCGUAGAGGCCAACACAUGACUUCAGCCUUUCAUGGAAGAAGAGAACUCAAAGGGAAGAGGAACUCAAAAGCUAGCCAUGGAAAAAUACUUUUUGCUUCAUAUAUGAGACUUAUUUUAAAAGUAUGUAUAAUUCAAUAUAUAUGCAUAUGGACAUAUAACUAUGUAUGUUUAUAUGUGUAUGUGUAUACAUUUACAUGUAAGGAAAACACUGUAUAAAUAGUUUUCUAUUGAUUUCAAUGGUUGGAGAUAAAUCACUUCAAAUCCUAUAGUUCUUUGGGUAACACAGAUCUUUUGUGACCAUAUGUACUUCUUUGAAAUUUUUUUCUCCAUGAACUCAAUUAGAAACUAAUUACUUAUAAGUCAUAACCUCCCUAAAACAAGAUUUUUUUAUAUCUAGUUUUAUGAGUAUAAUAAAAUACCUUUUGGGAGAAGACAAAAAAAUUAAAAAGAUUUAAAAAUUAUGUUACAAUUUGAAAGAGACAAUAGAGUAUUAUCAUAAUUUUAUAGAUAACACAAAUAUUCAAUAACAUGAAGAUGACAAUCUUCCCAAUAGAAAUUGAGUCAUCAAAGUCAGAAGUACUCUAGAAUACUGAGUUCUCUGUGACAUCCUGUGUAUAUGAGUUCAAGAACAUCCUGAUGGUUUGCUACCAUCAUAGCACAAAUACUUCAGGAAAGUUAAUGAAAAUAAUCAAAUGCUAAAUGAGAUUUUGGCAAGCUUUCAUCAUGAAAUAUUUAAAUGGUUUUCCUGUUAAUAAUGAAGCUAUAUCAUCCAACAGUAAGAAUACUUGUAUGGCAAGCCAGUGAGCUGAGUUUUCCACUAAACUUCUAACCCUAUGCGGUCUCAUCGAUAGUUCAUGUAUCAAGCUACAUGUCUGAAAUUUGGGCUCAGAAAAUUUCUAAGUUGCCACAAAUGUUUUCCCAGUCAAGAUGAAACACUUUCAAAUGAAAGUAGUUAGAACUUUACAUAACAAAAUGUGGUGCUUUAUUAUUAUUGUUGUUGUCGUUGUUAUGAUUAUUAUUAUUACAAUUAUGUCUAACAGUGUUUAUCAUUAAAACUGCAAUACUGUAUCAUAAAUGUGCAGGAUGACUAUUCCAGCCAUCACAAAGUCCAAAAGAGAAAGUAUUAUUUUCCUGUUAAUGACAUGUAGUCCCUUUGUUCUAGUAGAUAAAAGGUGCCUAGAGGUAGUACAUAGAGUAAAUAUUGUUCCGUUAGUCUAUUUCCUGCAGCCUCCGUUAUCUAAGGAAAUGCCCAUAAGAUUGUGUUUACAAGUCUUUGUUCUAGUCAAUAACAUGAGACAUCAUAUUACUGGGCUGAUUUUGCUUACAUCUACAAAAGAAAUGUCAUGUGAUACUCAGGCCUCGCUUUCUCUUACAUCAUACAUCUUCAAGGAAUGUCAAUAAACUCACUUUGGUAUGGCA